AGCCCCAGGGCUGCGCGGGCCCACGGCUUUGCCUCGUCGCUGAGGGUCUGUUACAUAGCCGCCAGAGCAGUUACGGGUGAACCACUGGGCUUCCAAAGUCCCAAACGGAUCCCACAAGACCGCUGAGGUCUUGAAAGCGACGCCGCAAGCGAGCGCCGCCUAAACAGCAUCCUUGCUGAGGAGCCGCCGAAACUCUCGGCGCCCACAUAAGCCGCGCGCGCCAGCCCGCGCGCCCCACAAAACCCACCGCGGACACCAUGGACCCGUACGGAGGCUACGGCUUCCCCCCCCAGCAGCCGCCGCUCCAGGCGCCGGCCGCGCCCGUCGCGCCGCCCGUCGCCGCGGUGGCGCCGCCGGCGCCGCUCUUCCAGGCGCCGCCGCCGGCCGUCGCCGCGCCCUUCGUCGCCCCGCCCGUGCCCGCCGCGGCCGUCGCGCCGCCGGUCGCGCCGGCGCCGCUCACGCCCGCGGACCAGGGCGACGAGUGGAAGACGGAGGGCCACCCGCUGAUUGGUAGGGAGAUCAUCCGUUUGGUAGAGGGCGGCCCGGCCUACAGCGAGGGCAAGGUCACGGGCUGGCUGUCCGCGGCGGAGUCGGACUUUCUGGACGACAAGGGCCAGCCCGCGGCGCUCUUCCACGUCCAGUACACGGCCGGCGCCCUAGUCGGCGACCAGGAGGAUCUGGAGUUGCACGAGGUCGAGGCCAGUAUCAAGGUCCCCGACGACGACGUCGAGGACGCGGCUGCCGCCGUCAUGGCGACGCUCCCGCAGCCGACGGCCGCAGCCCGGGAGCCGCCGGCGCCGCCGCCGCCGCCGGACAACCACCCCGGCCGCCUGAUUGAUCCGCGCGAGUGCCCGGACACCGUAGAAGUGAAAUUCAUCGCCACCAACCCGAAGCGGCCGGGCACGGCCUGCAAUUUACGCUACGAGGCCUACAAGGACGCGACGACGGUCAAGGAGUUCCUCGAGAAGGGCGGCUGGCGCGCCGACUUGGUGCAUGACGUGAACAAGAACUAUUGUGCGCUCGGGGGUGCGGUGCCGACGGGCACGCCGCCGCCUCCUACCAAACCCCGCAAGUACCGCCCGCCGUCGAACACGAAGAAGGACUCGGACGACGACGAGGACUGGGAGAAGAAGCCCGAAGAUGAUGAUAGCGAGGACGACGACUUCGUGCCCUCCCUGCAAGAGAAGCGCGCGGCGGCCGCCGAGCUCGCCGACGGCCCGGCCUUCAAGCGCCGCAGCCAGGGCCCGCCGGCGGCCAUGCCCGAGCCCGAUUUGGCUCCUGUCCUCCAGACGCUCGGGGCCGGCAUGCCGCCGGCGCCCGCGCCGGCGCCGCCGGCCGUCACGGCGCCGGAAGGUGCCGCGCCGCUCGGCGCGGCCGUGCCCGUUAUGACAGCGCCGGCGCCGCCGGUGCCGGCGGCCGUGCCCGUCGUCCAGCAGCAGAUGCCGCCCGUGCCGGCGCAGCCGGCGGUGCCGCCGGCGGCGCCCUACGUCCCGCCGCCGGCCGCGGCGCCCUUCGGCGGCAACCAGUUCGGUGGCGGCUACCAGUUCCCCUAG
This is a messenger RNA of Pelagomonas calceolata, 1553 nucleotides long. NCBI's taxonomy places the organism in Eukaryota, Pelagophyceae, Pelagomonadales, Pelagomonadaceae. The record is from the annotation of a GenBank genome assembly.